CUAAUAUGAUUGGUAUUAAUGCAGAACUAUAGCUCACUUCAAUUUAAUCCUGUAUCAUGCUUUCCUUGUAUGAGAACCUCUAUGCAGUAAAAACGAUCAUUUGCCUUAUCAACUGCCAUAUAGCAAUCUGAGUAUAUGUUUAUUCCUUAUUUGUACAAAAGAAUAGCCAGGCAAUGUUACACAUAAGGCCUGUCUGAUUUCCUGCCGGAUGAAUCUCCACUUGGUUGUGCAGCAUUGUUUGCAUGCUGCCAGUUGUUGGUGAACUGAAGCAACCCUGCAAUCAUCAGGUCGGCAGAUCAUGCUGGAUGCUUAAAGUCCACAGUAACAUUGUUGACUUGAAUAAGUUAUUGCUCCCAAACUUGAAACAUAUCGUGUCAACUAGAAGUAGUGUGGCUUAGUGUACAAUGUCAACCUAAUAAGAUUUUGAGAUCCAUCGACAUGUUAAAACACUAAUGCUUUAUUUGAACUCUUCUUUCUUGGAGCCUGAAUGAGGACCCUAUGUAGCCCCCUAGUGCCAUCUGGCUGCUGAAAGAUAUGUUGUGUGAUACACAGUAUUUAUUCUUAGUUUUUUCCUUUUUAAUAAAAAGUCAACAGGAUGAGACCUUGGAGUUGAAGAACCCCAUUCCGCUACUCUGCCAGUGCGUAUGUCUUUGUCCCCUUGAAACCCACCCAUUUUCUGUGGUGGUUGCUUCAGGUACCUAAAACUGUACCAUUUAAUGCUUAUGAUUCAUGAAAUUGAUAGUUUAGUUGCAGGGAAGAAGGGAAUGUUUCAGAUCACAUUGUAUUGGAUCUCAGCCUGAACUGAGCCUUUGAAAUCAUUAACGAAUUGUUUUCACUAACCUAGUAAGAAUAUGUUUUCCUACUUUGCAGUGAAUUUGAAAUGAAGCUCAAAAGAAAACUUAUUCCUCUAGUUCUUUUGUUUCUCAGAAGCAACAUGAGUUGUUUUUUUUUUCCUUGAGUUGACCUUGUGCUUCUGAUCCCUAAUCUUGACUCAAGAGCAGCAGCUCCUUGUUGAACAGCUAAACACUUGGCCACUUCUGAAGUAUGUACUAAUAUAAUGUUUCAUAAAGCAAAAAGGCAGCUCCCAAGAUCGAUCUGCAGCAGCGAUCGAUCCCUCUUCCACGACCAAUCACGUUGCUACCACAAGCCAUGUCCUGGUUGUGGGCUUCUGUAUGGAAGUCCAGAUGCAGAGAAACUGACUUGAGGCAUUAUUUAGAGAAAAGUGCUUCUCCAUUCUCCGGCAUAAGGUCAGACAUCACAUUUCAGAAUCUCUGAAUUCUUAAAUUUUGAUUAGUUUGUGAAUCAUUGCAUGCUUUUGCCAGUUCGAUUGUAGAACAGGGGUGGUGGGAGUGGUAGUUGCUGUGCAAAAAAAUUUGUCCGAAAGAUUCCCUCCCGGAUAUGCUGAAUGUGGAUAGUUCGUGCGCAAUUUUCCUUUCUCGUGGGAAAUAUUUCUGUUGUGCCUCAGAAUUUGUUAUUGUUGGCUUGUUGCAUUGUGGAAAUAUUUCAGUGCACCUGCUGUCUGUUGGGCUCCCUAGCUGCAAUCCGGGUGGAUGAUGCUCUUCUUUUCAUGAAUUGUAUGGUUAUGAAGGAAUAUCCCUAUUUUUGUUGAUAACAGCAAGAUAUGAAUAUUAACAGCAGAUGUGAUGGAAAGUUAUGAAAGUAAAAGAAGCAUGGCUAUGCUUGUUAUGGAGAGAGUCUAGUAAAUCAAUUUUAGUGUAUUGCUACAAUCUAGUAAUACAAAAUGUAGUAACCGUUGAUAUGCAGUUAGAGCCUGUGUGAUCAUGACAAAACUAUAUGAAGUGUCACUGGUGACUAGCUCGAGAAUGAAAUGGAUGAGAUCGAGCUUGUUGUUUAAUCCCCUAUGUUUAGUGUAAUCAUGCUGACCUUUAAUGUUGUUUGUAGAUGAGGCGAGGGGGGAGGACGAGGGCCUCAUCAUCAUCAUCAUCUUGUAAGUUUGUGCCAUGUGAAACAGGUAGUAUAGAAUCCAUGGGGACCCGCGCUCCUCCUCCAGAUUUGGUUGGAUCUCAUCUCCUGCCCUGGGCUUGCUUGGUUGGCUUAUUUUUUUCUUCUUCGUGGGGGUGUAGUAUUCUAUUGGGUGGUCGGCCCCUCCCUAACUCCCUAAGCAGUACGCAGUAAGCUCCCCUGUAUAAAAAUGGUGGCGCCAUUUCGGCAUCUGUUGUUGCCUUCUCUAUAGCAGGCAUGUCGACGAUGCCGGAGCCGCCGCACGUCCUGGCCGUGGACGAUAGCAUCGUCGACCGUGCGGUCAUCUCCAGGCUCCUCCGCAGCUCCAAAUACCGAGUUACGACGGUGGACAGUGGCAAGAGAGCGUUGGAGGUUCUGAGCCUGGAUCGCAGUGUGCACAUGAUCAUCACGGUGCCGGAGAUGAGCGGCUACGACCUGCUGAAGCGUGUGAAGGAGUCGGCGGAUCUGCGGGAGAUCCCGGUGGUGAUGAUGUCGUCGGAGAACUCGCCGACGAGGAUCCGGAGGUGUCUGGAGGAGGGCGCCGAGGACUUCCUCAUCAAGCCAGUGCGGCAGGCGGAUGUGUCGCGCCUCUGCAGCCGCCUCAUCACGCGCUAGCUUCCUUCCUUGCUUGCUUCCAAGCUAUUGGUUGGAAUUGGCAAGCCCUCUAAUAUACCGAGGAAUGCAAUGCAGCAAGCAACUGGAUGGUUCAGGGCUGUUUGUUUUGUUGAUGUCGUUGACCAAUGCCUGUCUAGCUAGUCGCAAAUAUUAGUAGUAGUAGCGUAUGUGUUGCUACCAGAGCAGAAGAAGAAGAAAAGAAUUUCAGUUGUCACUUACUCCUAUAUAGCAGAAUAAAUAAGAAUAUUGUCAAUGUGAAGGUUUUGCA
This is a messenger RNA of Setaria italica (foxtail millet), 2845 nucleotides long. RefSeq names its product two-component response regulator ORR3-like. Gene Ontology annotation, biological process: cytokinin-activated signaling pathway; phosphorelay signal transduction system. The record is from RefSeq and is a predicted model, not a curated record. Lineage: Eukaryota; Viridiplantae; Streptophyta; Magnoliopsida; Poales; Poaceae.